Molecule: messenger RNA, 4437 nt
Organism: Aspergillus oryzae RIB40
Lineage: Eukaryota; Fungi; Ascomycota; Eurotiomycetes; Eurotiales; Aspergillaceae
Gene: nte1
Product: lysophospholipase
Exons: 3
Coding region: 1-4437 (1478 amino acids)
Biological process (GO): lipid metabolic process
Cellular component (GO): endoplasmic reticulum
Molecular function (GO): phosphatidylcholine lysophospholipase A1 activity
Source: RefSeq, a predicted model, not a curated record
AUGGCCACCGACGGUGGUCCCCUCGCGGCCUCGUCUGCGUCUCUCGAUUCAAGUCUAAGCCCUCUUCAUGCAUCUCCCUCACCCUCCUCAACCUACACUGCUUCGUCCCUCGCCCUAUCUGCUCCCGCCAUAGCCGCAAGCUUUUCCGUGGCUUCGACCUUUUCAAAUUCUCUUAUCCCACCCCCACCGUUACCCCCUCCUACGCCUUCAACCAUGGCGGGGUGGUUCGGAUGGGUGUUUUCUUUCUUUUUCCAGGUCAUUCCAAGCGUCCUAUACUGGGUGAUAACGUUUGCGACCAUCACGCUGCCCACAUGGCUAUUCACGCUCUUCUCAAUGAGCUUGACCUUCACUAUGAAUUUCACCACUCUUCGUCUGCCUUCGGAACCCCAGCGCAAAGAACCCCAUCUCGAUCUCUUCCCCGAUGUCCAGGAAGGGGACUCCAAACCGGGCCUGGCCAAUUACCUAGACGAAUUUCUAAGCGCCAUCAAGGUGUUUGGUUACCUCGAACGGCCUGUAUUUCAUGAAUUGACACGUACCAUGCAAACGAGGAAGUUGAUUGCUGGGGAAACCUUGAUGCUGGAGGAAGAGAAAGGCUUCUGUCUUGUGGUGGAUGGCUUGGUCCAGAUAUUCGUCAAGUCCAUGCGGGACGGGAAACCAAAUGUAGACGAAGGUUCAAACCACAUGGGAGCCGAGUCUUCUGAUGAGGACGAUCAUCGUGUGGACGGAAAGCAAGGUUAUCAACUGCUCACAGAAGUCAAGAACGGUGCCUCCAUGUCGUCCUUGUUCUCCAUCCUGUCCUUGUUCACCGAGGAUAUCCAACUACGAGCCAGCGAAGGCUCGUCGUCUAGUGCAUCCAGUGUAGGCCCUAGCACCAAUGCUCGGGUAUCUGACUCGUUUCCAGCGAGCCCUCACGGCUUAGAGGACAGUCCUCGUUCUAAUUUCGUUAGAGAUCAUGGUGACUCCGUCGCCCAUAUAAGCAACAGUAAUGGGGAGCUUCUGCCAUCCGUCCCGCCCCUAAACCUAGGAGAAAGCCAUGCUAUGCCCAUCCAGGAGCCUUACCCGAAACCAAGGAGCCAGCCAGGCAAGAGGCGGCGCAAGUCAGUCCAUCCAGAUAUUGUGGCUCGAGCCAUGGUGGACACGACCAUUGCCAUCAUCCCGGCCAGCGCCUUCCGCCGUCUGACGAGGGUCUAUCCGAGAGCGACCGCCCAUAUUGUCCAGGUGAUCCUGACACGGCUCCAAAGAGUAACGUUCGCCACGGCACAUUCUUAUCUAGGUCUCAACAAUGAUGUACUGGGCAUUGAAAAACAGAUGACCAAGUUCACGACUCAGGAUCUACCCAAUGAAAUGCGUGGGGCCGCGUUAGAUCGCCUCAAGGACAAAUUUAUUAAAGAGCGAGACCGCCUGGGCCCGGAAGAGAUCAUCAAGGGCAUCGCACUUCACAAUCCUUUUGCUGGCAGAAGGCGCCGAUCCAGUAGCUUCCUGAGGAAAGAAGCAGUUCUCCAUGCAAAGAUGGCAGCACAAUCGAAGCGACCAGUGAGCAUGGCCAGCCCAGAGGAUAUCUCCGGUGACCGUGAGUCGGCAGGGCCUAGCCCCGGGGAUCUGUUGUCUACCAUUCAACUCUCCCGGUUUGGCCCUCGAUACGAGCACUUAGCUCCGAAACUGCUCAGCCCAUUAACAGAUAAAGAGAAUCCCCCCUUUAUGGCUCCUGUUAUGCACAGUUCGCCUUUUCAUCGAAAGAAGGACGCUGUUGACGAGGAUGCCCUGUUCAGAGAAUCCAUACUGGAUUGCAUCAUGAAUGGCAUUGGACUCACUAGCAGCACUCGCGAUGUCUUACGUAAGAGCAGUCACACCUCUGGGGACAUAUCCCCAAAGCUACUUUCAUACGAUUCUCGGCGGCAAAAGGCCGUGUUCACUAAUAAUGCAUUCGGCUUCAUCGACCCUUACGAUAGUUCUGCGGAUGGUGAGACGGAAUCAAUGAUGUCAAUGUCCAUGACCAGCGCUGGUGGGACAUCGCCUAUCGUCAAUCUGCGAGAAGAGCUUCGAAAUGACAUCGAGAUCGUCUAUUUCCCCCAGGGUUCAGUGCUGGUGGAGCAGGGGGAACGCCAUCCAGGCCUGUACUAUGUGAUCGACGGAUUCCUAGACGUAGGUAUCCCUGUAUCCGACAAAGGAGAAGAUCUUGUGGGCGGCUCGAGACCGGUAUAUGGCCAGCCACCUGAGGAAUUCUUUCCGACCUUGAAGCGGACGACGACCAGCUCCUCUCGAGUUUCGGGUGUGACGAGUGCCACAAAUGAUACUAAGCGGAAAAGGCAGUCGCGAAAGUCACUCUAUCUUAUCAAGCCUGGUGGUAUUCAAGGAUACGUCGGAUCCGUUGCAUCUUACAGGUCCUAUACGGACGUGGUGGCGAAAACAGAUGUGUAUGUCGGGUUCCUUCCAAGGUCAUCCUUGGAAAGAAUCGCCGAGCGUUACCCUAUUGCGCUGUUAACCCUGGCAAAGCGAUUGACAAGUCUUCUUCCUCGUUUGCUUCUUCACAUCGACUUCGCCCUAGAAUGGGUGCAAGUAAGUGCAGGCCAAGUCAUCUAUCACCAGGGGGAUGAGAGUGAUGCAAUCUAUCUUGUUUUAAAUGGGCGUCUACGGUCUGUUCUCGAAGGUACAGAUGGCAAGAUUACAGUUGUUGGCGAAUAUGGUCAGGGAGAAAGCGUUGGGGAGCUAGAGGUCAUGACAGAGUCGACACGCCCGGCAACUCUACACGCCAUUCGGGAUACUGAGCUAGCUAAAUUCCCGCGGUCCCUUUUCAACAGUCUUGCCCAGGAACACCCGGGAAUUACUAUCCAGGUUUCUAAGCUCAUUGCCCAGCGGAUGCGAGAUCUCGUCGAGCUUCCCAUGCCUGAGAAGGGAGGUGAGCAUGCCAACGUUGGAAGCGUCAAGACCGCUGCCUCUGUGGUAAACCUCCGUACUGUUGGUAUACUUCCCGUAACGGCUGGGGUUCCCGUGGUAGAAUUUGGCCACCGCCUGCAGAACGCGCUUCACCAGAUCGGCGUGACGAACGGCGUUACCUCCCUCAACCAAGCGGCGAUCUUGAACCAUCUCGGACGACAUGCUUUCAGCAAGAUGGGGAAAUUGAAGUUGUCCCAGUAUCUGGCCGACCUCGAAGAAAAGUAUGGGAUGGUACUCUAUAUCGCAGACACCAAUGUGAACUCUCCAUGGACACAGACCUGCAUCACGCAAGCCGACUGCAUUCUGCUCGUUGGCCUUGCCGAGUCAUCGCCUAGUAUCGGUGAGUACGAAAGAUUUCUACUUGGGAUGAAGACAACGGCUAGAAAAGAACUUGUGUUGCUACAUUCCGAGCGGUACUGCCCUCCCGGACUGACGCGCCAAUGGCUAAAGAACCGGAUGUGGAUCAACGGUGGCCACCAUCAUAUUCAGAUGGGCUUCCGCUUAACCCCUGAGCCCUCACAUCCGCAGGCGAAACGGCUUGGAGCUGUACUGAAACAACGUGUUCAAGUUAUCCAGGCAGAAAUCCAAAAAUACACCUCGCGGCGGAUUCGCCAGACGCCUCUCUACUCGGCACAAACUCCGUUCAAGGGCGACUUCCAUCGCCUGGCUCGCCGACUUUGUGGCAGGUCUGUUGGACUCGUUCUUGGUGGCGGAGGAGCUCGGGGUAUCGCCCAAGUUGGCGUCAUCAAAGCACUGGAAGAGGCCGGGAUCCCUAUCGACAUCAUUGGUGGUACAUCUAUCGGCUCAUUCAUUGGAGCUUUGUAUGCACGGGAUGCGGAUGUGGUUCCCAUGUAUGGUCGAGCGAAGAAGUUUGCCGGUCGCAUGGCGAGCAUGUGGCGGUUUAUGCUGGAUCUAACGUAUCCUACCACCUCUUACACCACUGGCCAUGAGUUCAACCGGGGAAUCUUCAAGACGUUUGGAGAUAGCCAAAUCGAGGACUUUUGGCUGGAGUACUACUGCAACACCACCAACAUCAGCAAAUCACGGCCUGAAUUCCACUCGUCGGGUUAUACUUGGCGCUACGUGCGUGCAUCGAUGUCAUUGGCCGGCCUAAUUCCCCCGAUUUGCGACGAGGGCAGCAUGCUACUUGACGGCGGGUACAUCGACAACCUUACAGUGACCCACAUGAAGGGACUCGGGGCCGAUGUGAUUUUUGCCGUCGAUGUGGGCUCAAUCGAUGACAACACGCCUCAAGGGUACGGUGAUUCGCUGUCCGGGUUCUGGACCGUGCUCAACCGUUGGAACCCGUUCUCCGCUUGCCCCAACCCUCCCACGCUGUCCGAAAUCCAAGCACGACUCGCAUACGUGUCAUCGAUCGACAAUCUAGAACGGGCUAAAAACACCCCAGGCUGUCCCUGGAACACUAUGGUCGACCAGAACAAUGGGGGGGAAUUCGUCGACCGCGGGCACCAGCAAAUUGACAAUCUCGGAUAUCCACCUUAA